Dalotia coriaria is the source of this 2250-nucleotide messenger RNA. It is a transcript of the gene Rexo5, whose product is annotated as RNA exonuclease 5. NCBI's taxonomy places the organism in Eukaryota, Metazoa, Arthropoda, Insecta, Coleoptera, Staphylinidae. The record is from RefSeq and is a predicted model, not a curated record. Gene Ontology annotation, cellular component: nucleus. Gene Ontology annotation, molecular function: nucleic acid binding; exonuclease activity.
UGCUUUAAAUUGUCAUUUACAGUUGACACUCGGCGCACGUGUGUUUUCAUAUUUAGUUUUUUACUCCAGUUUGUUAAUCAUCAAAUUGUAUAAAUUUCGAUUAUUUUUCAACACUCCACUGCGAUUUUCUUCAGUGCUAUAUUUACCAUGGUUCAGUAAAGGUCAGUCCAUGUCUUGCAAUCACCAACAACCAAUCUCAGCUUGCUAUGCAAUCACUGGCUGAUAAACGCGAAGCACGGCUGCAGCGCAAGAAACAGAAAUUAGCCGCGCUCGUCACGCUCACACAAAUGAAGGACAUGGAGAAAAACAACAACACAGACAUCAAAGACAACAAAAUCAGCAAUGAAAAGGACACACAUCUGCCGGACAAUGCGGUGGAUGCAGAACCAAGUCCGAAACGGCUUUGUGUCCAAAACGGUACAGCUCUAACAGAAACUACAAAUUCUCCACAUCUGGAAAAACCUACUUUUGACCUGUCUGUAAAGCAAAGAAUGACUGAUGAAGAAUUCAAACAGUUUAAAAAGCUAAUUAACGAGCGCCGGAAACAUUUCGGCGCGAUACCAAAGUUUCACUUGCGCGAGCAAGGGGAAAUGGCUUCUUUGAGUGUAGAUAUCGACUCGCGACUGCCUCUUUUUCUUACUGAUAUCCAGCACUUAAUCAUGUACUCACAACUGGGACCAUUGUCCAGUUACAACCCAUCGCGAUGGUGUAACCUGGAAAAAUUCUCAAAGAUACGCCACACAAAUGUGUUUAUUAUUGAGAAUUUAUCCCUGUACAACUACGAAUCGCACCAAUCAGAGUACAAGUUCCUUUCGGGUAAUUUUCACGAUAAGGUUGAAAUCUUAGCGCCUAAGUUAUACAACGGAGACAGUGUUCAAGAAAUUGCGACUGUUUCUUUAACGACAACUCAACUUAGGAAGUAUAUAGGCACACAUGGCAAUAUGAUUGCAGCUGCUGAUAAAUGUCCCGAGGUGUUUAAUUUUAUGAAGAAUAUUUUUCCUCAGGCGGAAAAUCCAAAUAAAUGUGCCAAAGGUGACGGUAAAACCGAAAAGAAUAAAGAUCAAUUUCCACGCACAGAUAUUCUGCUUUCCGGUUGGCAAAUGGUCGAAGAAAACUUCCCGCUGCCAAUUAAAGGACUCUGGGAGCGUAAGUAGGGAUAUGUACUUACAAAGGAUAAAUAUGAUGAGGUAACACCGACGAGUCCAAUGUACGGCAUGGAUUGCGAAAUGUGUAAAACUAGUACUGGUGAUCUUGAGUUAACUCGAGUUUCUAUCGUGGACGAAUCUAUGAAGACGAUUUACGAUGAGCUUGUGAAGCCCGACAAUCCAAUUACGGAUUAUCUCACACGGUUUUCCGGUAUUACCGCUGCUAUGAUGCGUCCAGUGAAGAAACGCAUCCAAGAUGUUCAGGAAGAUAUUAGAAAAAUGUUACCAGGUGACGCUAUCAUUGUAGGACAAUCAUUGAAUAAUGAUUUUCAUGCUUUAAAAAUGAUGCAUCCGUAUGUUAUUGACACGAGUAUCAUUUUCAAUUUAACUGGUAAUCGCAAUCGAAAAACUAAGUUAAAAACUUUGUCAAUGGAGUUUUUAUCAGAGAGUAUUCAAGAAGGUAGUAAAGGACAUUGUUCAACUGAAGACAGUUUAGCAUCGCUUAAACUCGCCAAGUUAAAACUCUCGAAAGAUAUUUAUUUCGGUGAUGCGGUGAUGUCGAAUAUUCAAGCGCAGAUUCGGCAACCAUCCGAGCUAGGAACCGCUAGUUAUGCAACUAGUAUGUUAAAGCAGGUGACGCGCAAGGAAAAGAAGGCUUUUAUUGCGGCUCGUGAGGAGUUGGCUUUGAAGUAUUGUUACUUCACUGAGAAGAAGAACACGGUGAUUGAUAACAAGCGAAUGGUGGUGAAGAUUGCGACAAGUAAUGAUGAUGUGGUGGAGAAGAUUGUGAAAAGGACUACGACCGAUUUAUUGAUUGGGCAUGUUAAAAUGCCGGAAGUGGAUGGCGUCGAGAUGGCGGCCAUGGCCGAUGGCUGGGUGAGUCGGAUUUGGGAAAACACGGAGACGCCGGCGCUGAACAUUGUCGUCUUCGCUGGCGGGCAGGACGCUGGCAACGGCGUCUGUUUCAUCAACAUGAAGACGUAGUUAGUAAUUAUUAAGAUUUUUUCAUGCAUAUUAAAUAGCUAUACAAGUUUUGUAUAGUCAUACAAGUGACAAUUUUCAAGUUAUUGGCUGCUAACAGCGAGUAAGAAGCAUUUAUUAAGUU